AAACAAAAAAAAGGAAACACCGCCACAAUUUCCAUCAUACCAAAACAAAAACAAUAAUACUCAUCUUCUUCAAUCAAUGAACUUCAAUCACAUUGCAAUACACACUGUGAAGAAGAAGAAGAACAAAAACCAUGUCAAUCUCAAAAUUGAAAGCUUACACCAAUCUCCUCUGCCGACGCAACCACCAAAACAGCGUCGUUUUCACCACGCGCCGCCGUCAGGUGACAUGCACGGCGGGGAUCCUCCUCUUUCUGACGACGGCGUACAUUUUCUGGCCGACGGAUCCCGAUCUGAAGAUCGUGCGGCUGAAGCUGAAGCGGAUCAAGGUGCAUCGGUUUCCGCGCGUGACGGUGGACAUCUCCAUGAUCCUCACGCUGAUGGUGAGCAACGCCGGCGUGUACUCCAUGGAUUUCGGCGCGGUGGACGUGGUGGUUGCGUAUAGGGGGAAGGCGCUGGGGCACGUGACGUCGGAGCACGGGCACGUGAGUGCGAGAGGAUCGUCCCACGUGGACGCUGACGUGGAAUUUGAGGGGAUUGGUGUGGUCCCUGAUAUGGUGAUGUUGCUGGAGGACGUGGCUAAGGGUAUGGUGCCCUUUGAUACUGUUAGUGAGGUUAGGGGCCAAAUGGGGCUUCUCUUCCUUCACUUCCCAAUGCAGGCAAAACAAUCAUGUGAAAUUUUGGUCAGUACAUUAAACCAUACAAUUAUUCGCCAACAUUGUCUUCGCGAGUGAUGAACUCGAGAGCUAGCCAAAAACCGCACAAGGUCUGCGAAGUUAAAUGUCAAUUAUCCCUCUCUCCAUGUGUAUGUUUUUGUUACAUAGGAAAAGCUCUCUCCAUGUGUAUAAUUAUUUAAGUUAUUUAUAAUGAUAAUUAUUUGUAAAUUGUAAACUAUGAGGUGGCUGAACGUGAAGAUAUUAGAAUUAUCUAAAAUAAAUUAGGUUACAAGAAUUGUUACAAUAAA
Molecule: messenger RNA, 961 nt
Organism: Lotus japonicus
Lineage: Eukaryota; Viridiplantae; Streptophyta; Magnoliopsida; Fabales; Fabaceae
Exons: 3
Coding region: 132-731 (199 amino acids)
Cellular component (GO): plasma membrane
Source: RefSeq, a predicted model, not a curated record